Actinia tenebrosa (Australian red waratah sea anemone) is the source of this 1507-nucleotide messenger RNA. RefSeq names its product tRNA-splicing ligase complex subunit RTRAF. Lineage: Eukaryota; Metazoa; Cnidaria; Anthozoa; Actiniaria; Actiniidae. The record is from RefSeq and is a predicted model, not a curated record.
AGCAAGUUAAUCUGAAGGCAGAGAAGUAUUUUUUCUAGAAAAAAAUUUAAAUUAGCCAUGUUUAAAAGAAAAUUAACAGCCUUAGAGUACCACCACCCAGAUACCUUUAACGUUGACUCUGAAGAAGAAUGUAGGAAUCUCGUCGUGUGGUUAGAGGACCAGAAGAUUAGGUUUUAUAAAAUAGAAGAUAGAGAAGCAUUACGGGACGUGAAGAAUGAUAACUGGACGAAAUCUCUAACAAAGUAUUUAUUAGACUUGCAAUGUCCAUUACUAAGUAAACAGAAAACCAGUGUAAUGGAUUGGCUGCUGUCUCAUGCCAUUAGGCUGGAAUACUCAGAAAAUGCACAAAAAUUUAACAGUCUUGUGAAGGAGGAAAAGGAGUCCAGUCAAUCAGAAGAAAACACAGGAUUCACACAAGAUCUAUUGAAUAUAACAACUGAUGAUCCAGACCUUAAGGCAGGAAUAAUAUCGUUAUCAAGAUUACUCAACCUACCAGAACAUCAUGAUCACUUUGUACUUCUACAGGCAAUAAGAUCAUUGAUUGAUGCUAAACUUUCACAAGAAGCAAUACAAGAGUCAGGAAAAAAGAAAAAGGAGAAAGAAAGUGUGUCAAAAAAGUCAUCUGAUAUCAUAUCAUUACACAGAACAGAUCUUGGAUUUGACACUGGAGACCCUGCAGUUAAUGAAGCAGCCAAAAUUCUACGACUCCUACAUGUAGCAGAGCUGCGAGAUCUUCAGACUAAAAUCAAUGAAGCUAUAGUCAGAGUACAAGCCGUAACAGCCAAUCCUAAAACUGACCAAAAACUUGGACGGGUUGGAAAGUAGGGUUAAUAUAUUAAUAUAUUAUUACAUGGUUAUUGCUGUUAAUUUAAUAAUCCAGCCAGAUAUUCUAUUGUUAAGCACUGGUAGCAAUUCAUAAACUCUAUCAUGCAAGAAACUAAUGCUGGUUAGAUAAUGGUCUUGUUGGAAAGGAGUAUUAUGGUCAUCACGUAACGCAAUGCUUUUGGAAGAAUUACCUGACACUAUUACGUCACGCAAAUAAAGUUUUUUUCUUGUGAAAAUUGCAAUAUGACGUCAACAGAAAAAUUAAUGCAUGCUGGAGAAGGGGGAUGGGUGUAAUGUAACGCACUGCUUUUAGAUAUACUCCGGACGUGACAUUCUCCUGCUGCGUCACGCAAGGGAAUGUUUCUUGCACCUGCAUAUGAUGUCGACAGAAAAACAAAUGCAUUUUAGAGAAGGGGGAGGGUUGGAAUGAAGGGGCCAAAGUCGUGCAUGUAACACAAUGCCUCUAGAAAAACUGCACGUGACAUUCUCCAUGCAAGGGAAUUUUUCGUGCAGCUUAUUACAACAUAUUUAUAUAAGCAGGAGAUUACUGCAUGCUUGGGAAGGGGUAAUUUAAAAUAAUCAAAGUGCAAGGAAGAAUUGAUACUAUGUUUAAUGUUUAGGGUGAGGUGGUAUUUUGUAAGCUGGCAAACAUUGUCAACCAAAUAAAAUAUUUCAGUUAUUA